AUGGACCAAGAUGCUUAUUCGUCUAAUGGCUUGUUGGAAGUUCAGUCCUCAUUAGCCCAAAAGUUUCACACAGCUAUCCAAACUAAUUUAAAUGAAUGUUUGGACAUACUUCUCUCCAAAGAACCUACUUUUGACGAUUUAGUGUCGGUUGUGGUACGCAACCUUGGAAUUGCAAAAGGCUCAUUUUCUUCUUACCUUGCGAGGUUGCUAAGAGAUGUUUUAGAUAAUUUAUCUGAAGCUGUCAACGUCGAAACGUUCAAUACGUACAAUUUGGAAUUUAACCCAUUGCUUAAAACUCCCCUUAAAUUGGCAAUUGUGUUGGCUGGAGUUGAGACUUUGCUUUCGUCUGCAAAAUUUGACAAAAUUCGGAACUAUGUGGCCACUGAAAUCCUUGGUGUUAAAGACAGCGACAUUUUAACUGAAGGGUUGAAGUGGGUUGUUUUGAGUAUCAAUUUCUUGAACGCCCAAACCCCCGACUGGGCAGCAAUACCUCCUCACCGGUUGAACUUGAUUCUCAAGCAAUUUGAAAAGUGGUUGGAUAGUGAUAUCAGCUACGAUGAUUCGUUUAACGCAGUUCGAAGUCAGCUUGUCAAGUUCUUGGGACUGGUGGAAGCAGACAACAAAGAAGACCUUGUUGAUAGAGUCAUCGAAGAUAACUUCGCAAUUGUGCAGCUUGAGAGGCAUUAUGAGUUGACCUACUUCACGUUGCGGUACUUAACAGUUCAUGAGAUUCCAAACAAAGACAACUUGUUGGACAUUUUGUUCAACGACGAGCUCAACAAGCAUGACAAUGAGGUCCACAACAUGGCCGUUCAUAUGUGCCACGAUGUCUUGGAGAGGUGUUUCGACAAAUUGCACUUCAAAGACUUUAGUGACAAGCAGUUGCAACAGCUUUACGACUUGGUUUUUCACAGCAAGUUUUUACAGAUCAAGAAGAUCUGUUUGCGGUUUCUCGAGGAAGAAAUCACUCACAAGCAGCAAGAUUUGGUGAUCAACUACCAGUUCCAAAAAGAUGCGGAGGAACAAGAUAUCAAGCUUCCGCCACUGUUGUUGAAGGUCUUGGACGAAACCAACCUUGAUCUGGCCUCCGAAACUGACCUGGCCACCUAUCUUAUUUGCUGGUAUUUGGUGUUCGUGCACUUCAAGGACAUAAACUACUCGAUUCGCAACCAAUAUGUCAACCAGAUCAGAAGCAACCAAACUCUUCCGAAACUUCUUGACUAUUUGUUUCUUGUGGUAGAAAUCGACCACAUAAAGAUUGUAGACCAGUUCCAGACCUUCGACUUGGAUGAUAGAGAUACCAUGUUGUUGAAUGUGUUCUACUUUGCGUGUAACUUUUUGGGAAGUGAGGUGCAAUUGUGGUUCAACGAGUUGCGAAACGUUCAGAUGAAGCAAGACAUUGACAAAUUUACCGCCAAAAACAUAUCUAAGCUCUUGGUGAGCACGAUGUUAGAACAGGUCGAGCAUGGAAAGAGUAAACUUGUGACGGACGUGAUGUCGCUCAAGAUCAAUAAGGUUAUCAACGAGGUCAGAUGUGUGUUUGAAAUUGAUGAGCAGACAAUGGUGAUGGUUAUCAAAAUUCCUACGAACUUCCCAUUGGAGAGCGUCGUGGUGGAGGGUCCUAAACGUGUGGGCUUGAAGGAGAACCAGUGGAGAGCAUGGUUGUUGUCUUCGCAAAGAGUGAUCUCCCUAACCAACGGGUCCAUCAUUGAAGCGGUGGAAGUGUUCAAGAAGAACGUCGACUUGCACUUUUCAGGGUUCGAAGAGUGUGCUAUCUGCUACUCGAUUUUACACCAAGACCACUCGUUGCCAUCCAAAAACUGCUCUACAUGUAACAACAAGUUCCACGCCGCGUGCCUAUACAAAUGGUUUAAGAGUAGCGGAAGCAGUACUUGUCCGUUGUGUAGAUCGACUUUUAAUUUCAGAAAAUAG
Molecule: messenger RNA, 1932 nt
Organism: Yamadazyma tenuis ATCC 10573
Lineage: Eukaryota; Fungi; Ascomycota; Pichiomycetes; Serinales; Debaryomycetaceae
Biological process (GO): ribosome-associated ubiquitin-dependent protein catabolic process; rescue of stalled cytosolic ribosome
Cellular component (GO): RQC complex; cytosol
Molecular function (GO): ubiquitin protein ligase activity; zinc ion binding; ribosomal large subunit binding
Source: RefSeq, a predicted model, not a curated record